This is a messenger RNA of Aptenodytes forsteri (emperor penguin), 1123 nucleotides long. RefSeq names its product transmembrane protein 171 (gene TMEM171). The transcript has 3 exons. The record is from RefSeq and is a predicted model, not a curated record. The coding region runs from base 32 to 1030 and encodes 332 amino acids. NCBI's taxonomy places the organism in Eukaryota, Metazoa, Chordata, Aves, Sphenisciformes, Spheniscidae.
CAACUCAUCUGCUUGAGGACAUUCUGUUGUAAUGUAUCCAGUGGCUGUUCCUGCACCUGGAGGUGAAGGAAAUAAUGGACAACAUGGGAAACUUAUUUUUUUCCUUUUUGUUUUUGGAGCUGUGUUGCUCUGCGCUGGAUUCCUGCUUUCAGUCUUUAUUCUCCAGUCGUGCCCAUCUGGAACCUUCAGUGACUGUAACGAGGUCCUUAAGGCUGCUGGGCCUGUGCUGGCUGUGACUGGACUGGUUUGUGUUUUACUGGCACGAUCAAGGGCCAGGCUGUAUAUAAGACAAAGACAAUUGCAAAAUGAGCAGGUGUACAGCCUUGUUUUUUGUCGUGGGAGCUGUCAGUUUGCCCAGUUUCUCAUAUUUGGAUUCCUGUUUUUAACUAGUGGAAUGCUAAUUAGCAUCCUGGGCAUUUGGGUUCCUGGCUGCAGCCCCAGCUGGCACAGCAUACAGCUCAACCACACCGGCAGUUCUGAUGUGGACCUCCAGGGCUGUGGAUUCCUGUCACUUCAAAUCAUGGGACCUUUGAUUGUGCUCACUGGGUUGUGUUUCUUCGUGAUAGCUCAUGUUAAAAAGAAACAAAACUUAAAUCUCAACCAAGAAUCUUGCGAAAGUGAAGAACAUCCUCAGAGCCCUGAAUCUUUUCAGGUUACAGUAGGUGAUGCUGUAAUGGUAUUCCCACCUCCACCACCUCCUUAUUUUGCUGACCCUCUGUCACCAACCAUGACACAUUGUCUUAUGUCAAGUGGUUUGCCUACAAGUGAAAAUCCUCCACCAUACCACUCUAUCUUCAGCGAUGGAGCACAGCUUGCAGAUGGUGAAAGAACAGUCGCUGUUAGAGACUAUGAAACCAUAUAUACAAUUUCUGGAAGCAGCUCACCUUCAGAUAUUUUACCGAUGCUAUACCUCUCCUCUGAAUCACCUCCAAAAUAUGAAGAAAAAGCAUCAAUAACAAAUAAUGAAUAUUCUCCAUCUUCUUCAUCUUCUUCAUCUAUUUCCUUAGCCACAUCUGACAUCAGCUCAUAGAGGACUGUCAGACUUCAUUUUUAAAUUAAAUUGUACACUCAGAUUUACAAUUUUUGAAUUUAUUUACAUUUUGUAAUAAAAGCAAUAAUGUUG